UUAUCUUACCGUUGACUUUCAUAUAAUCUUCCAAACCGCUAACCUUCACUAUGACAUAACAUAACCAUUUCUAUGAUCUCCUAAACUCUAGAACAAGCCACUACUAUUCCAUACAUAAGAUGAGUAGCAACACAACAGUUAAUUCCCCUGGAUUCCUUGGCUCAAGCAACAUCAGUGGCUAUAGCUAUGGCAUAGGAAUUUCCAUUGGAAUUCUCUUGCUCAUUAUAACCAUCACUUUAACUUCCUACUUCUGCACCAGAUCACAGGUGUCAUUUGCUCCAGCCACUAGGAAUAGGAGACGCACCCCAAAUGUCCUUGAACCACAGCACUCUAUAGUUGAUGUAAGUUUAGAUGAAGCCACAAUUCUGAGUUAUCCAACCCUUUUGUACUCUGAAGCCAAGCUCAAGAAAUCUGAUUCCACUGCUACAUGUUGCUCCAUAUGUCUGGCAGAUUACAAGGGUACGGAUAUGCUUCGGAUGCUACCAGAUUGUGGGCACCAAUUCCACCUCAAGUGCAUAGAUCCAUGGUUGAGGUUGCAUCCUACUUGUCCAGUUUGCAGAACUUCUCCGAUUCCAACACCACUCUCAACUCCUCUUGCUGAAGUGGUUCCUUUAGCUAGCAGACAGGAUUCAUAGGUAGGGCAAUAGCAUAAUUUUGACUCAAGUUGAUGUCCUCAUCACAAGUCAUCAUUGAUUCACAAAAUAUAUCAGAUUUGGCAAUUUGAUAAAGGUGCUUGUUUGUAUUCAUAGGGGAUUUUUUUUGUUGUCAAUUGCUUGAUCCUUUACUUAAUUUUUUCUUGUAUACCCUUCGUAUGGUAAAAGUUAAAGUUGUUGUUCAAAUAUUGGCCUAUCAAGAGUACAAACUCUUGGGGAUGCCUCAUUUUCUAAUUUUCAGGAGGGUCUGCAUAGAAAACUGAGUCACCAUUUGCUCCAGCGUACCAAUUGUUUCAUGUUUCAAAACCUAAAAUAUCUGUAACAUGAGGAAAUUCAAUCCAAGUUUUUCAUUUA
This is a messenger RNA of Glycine soja, 1007 nucleotides long. RefSeq names its product RING-H2 finger protein ATL70-like. The transcript has a single exon. Lineage: Eukaryota; Viridiplantae; Streptophyta; Magnoliopsida; Fabales; Fabaceae. Bases 120 to 635 code for a protein of 171 amino acids. The record is from RefSeq and is a predicted model, not a curated record.